Salvia hispanica is the source of this 1774-nucleotide messenger RNA. Lineage: Eukaryota; Viridiplantae; Streptophyta; Magnoliopsida; Lamiales; Lamiaceae. The record is from RefSeq and is a predicted model, not a curated record.
AGAAAAAGAAAAAGAAAAAGAAAAAGGGUGGAGAUGAAAUAAUUAUUCUCCAGAAACCAACAAAAAGGAAAAGUCCAAAGAAUUAAUUAUUAUUUCCUCUCAUUCUUCUCCAUCAUUCUCAAUCCUUUCCCCAAAUUCCCUCAUUCAGGAUGGAAGAGGAAAAUGUGUCCGAGAAAGGUCUGACCUCGGCCGCAGCUUUUGUGGAAGGAGGAAUUCAAGAUGCGUGCGACGAUUCAUGUAGUAUAUGCCUUGAAGCUUUCAGUGACAGUGAUCCUUCCACUGUGACUACUUGCAAGCAUGAGUUUCAUCUUCAAUGCAUUCUUGAAUGGUGCCAGAGGAGCUCACAGUGUCCGAUGUGCUGGCAGUCGAUCGGUUUGAAGGAUCCAAGCAGCCAGGAGUUGCUCGAAGGUGUGGAGCACGAGAGAAAUAUUCGAAUGAAUCCUCCUAGAAACGCCACUAUUUUCCACCAUCCAACUCUAGGGGACUUCGAGCUACAACAUUUGCCGGUGAGUGCAAGUGAAUCUGAACUCGAGGAACGAAUUAUACAGCACUUGGCUGCUGCCGCAGCUAUGGGGAGGGCUCGUCACUUUGCUAGGAGGGAAGGUCAGCGGAACAGGUCUUCCGCACAAGGCCGUCCUCAAUUCGUGGUUUUCUCAACUCACCCGAACGAUGCUUCCACUGCCUCACCUGCUGCUCAAAGAGAAGGCGGCUUUCCUCCUUCGGUCAUGAUAGCUGGCCCCAACUCUCCUUUUAUUACCGCUGAAGAUUCCGACCAGUUCGUUCCUCGGAUUUUGUCUGCUCAAGCUAAUGCGCAUAUGGCCACUGGAUCCGCCUCAAACGCUUCUCCUACUGCUGCAAGCCGGCCAUCGAGCACUAGGUCUCCACCGGGUAGUCAAGAUCGAGCCGGACCAUCAGAUCUCCAUUCCUUCUCCGAAACUCUCAAACCCCGCUUUAGCAUAUUGUCGACGAGAUACAAAGAGUCGAUAACGAAGACCACGAGGGGUUGGAAGGAGAAACUGUUCACUCGCAACAGCCAAACUCCCGAACAGCAGCCUACACCUGAAGCUCGUCGUGAGACUAGCCAAGGUAUUGCCACUGUAUCUAACAUGAUGGGUCAUCUUGAAGUAUCCGAAGACAGUAGAACUACAUUGUCGAGAAAUAUUGGUGACGGCUCGAAUCAAGUCCCUACCAGCCAGCCACCCACCGAGGCGCAGGCUCCGUGUGCUGCUGCUGGUUCUGCAUCGAACUAAACUUCACAUUGUUGGUGAACUACGUUGCAGCUUGCUUCGUCUUGAAAGGAAUAAACGGAAGCGAUCCCCCUUUUCGCGACCAAGUAUGUAAAUGAUACAUUAGCUCUUAGUUACUAGGAAUGCAUGUUUAGUACAACAUUGAUCCGAAAGAAACACAACUGGCAGUAAGAAACACGCGAAUUCUGCAUGCUGUGUCGAAUAAUUUUAUCGCGCUUUUGCCUUUGAUUAUGAACGUGGUCUGGGACAGGGAGAUUUAUUGCCGAAUGCCAACCACUUGGAUUGGCGAUUCGGGCUGCUGCAUUGCCAACGGGUAUGCUAUGCUGAGAUGCGUGCCCUGCAUUUGUACUUGCUCGUUUUGCUGAAAUGUUCGGUCUCCAGUAGAACGAGCGCUGGAUUUUCAGCGAAACGAGCACGAUUAUACAGUGUUUCGACCUUUCUGGAUUAAGGAGGUCGGGAUGAUUUGAGAUUAGUUUAAUUUUCAAGAUGCAAAAAUUGGCCUCUAAUAUUCCCUAUUUCGUUUCUAA